UCUUGACACUAUUUAACGAAUUGACGCGCGCCGUGUGAUAUUUAGAAAACGUUUAGUUUUUAAAUAACUGCUGACACAUAUAUUGUAUAUAUGUCAACUAGAUGCAGUUAAUAACUAUACAGGAGUGUAGAUUUUAGUCAUAUUACAAACGAUACAACGUUUAUUUAUUGUGCACUAUUUUUGUGUGCGGCAGAAUAUGCAAAGUGAAAAGCUGUAAUAGGUACAGACUUCACUUGAAUUUGUUGACAGCGCGUGGAUUUCGACAGCUUCGCUACUUGCUUUUUUCAGUUCUUGACCGACCUUUACCAACAACAAUGACUGAAACAACAUCAAAAGAUCAGCAACUUGCUGAAUUACAGAAUGAAAGAGAUCAGUUGAUGAGCGCAGGCCACCAACUUGCUGUUCAGUUAAUUGACGAUGGUGAAAAUUAAAAAGGUACAAGACACUGAAGGGGAUGAGAUUAUUAAAAGCCCAAAAGGUUUUAAAUUUAUUGAUCUUACACAUGACAAACCCAUCAGAGUCUCUGAGAGAGUUAUUGUGCCAGUAAAGGACCAUCCAAAAUUUAACUUCAUUGGCAAAAUUCUUGGUCCACGUGGCAAUUCCUUGAAAAGAAUGCAGACAGAAACUGGUACAAAAAUAUCCAUUCUUGGGAAAGGAUCUAUGAGAGAUAAAAAAAGGGAAGAUGACCUGAGAGCUGGUGGCGAAGCUAAAUUUAGCCAUUUGAGUGAAGAGUUGCACAUUCUUGUUGAAGCAUAUUCAUUACCACCUGAUGCUCAUACUAGAGUUGGACAUGCCUUAAGAGAGCUACGAAAAUACUUAAUACCUGAUAACAAUGAUGACAUCAGACAGGAUCAGUUGAGAGAACUUGCAGUUAUAAAUGGCACGCUUGAUGCUCCCCCUUCGGGACGUGGUGGUCGUGGAGGGCCAAUGAGAGGCAGGGGUGGACCAGGUGGUUCUGGACGUGGCGGCUCUGGAUUUAGAGGAGGGAUGUCGUCCGGGCCAAGAGGGCCAGCACCUGCUGGGGGCAGAGGUGGUUUUGGUAGCAGUGCACGUGGUGGAUCAAUGUUUGGCAGUCCGGGUGCUGGAAGGCCGAGUAAGCCAGAUUCAUUUGGAUUUGAGGAGCCGUACGAACAGAGCUACGACCAGUUUUUUGAUUCUUCUUCAUCAUAUAUGGACAAUUCAGGUGCAAGUGGUGGCGAUGAUGGUUACUAUGACUCCAGCUACCCAAGUGGGGGUGGUGGUAAUGAUUUUGGGCAAAGCUAUGGUGGUGAUCAAAGCUGGAGUAGUGGUGGUGCCCGCUUCAAAUCUCCACCAAUCAAACCUGGUCCAAGAACCCAUCCAUAUUCACGAUUUUAAACCAAGUGUCCGACUAAAAGGUAGCUAUUGCCAAGUUGUUACCACCAGUUCUUAUCAAAGUCUAAAUAUAUUUGAGUAUAAAACAUUGUAAAAUGUCUGCAUUGUAAACGGACAGUAAGAUUUUAAUAAUUUUGAAGCAUAGAUGAAGUAAAAAGUUUAAAAGAUAAACAUUGAGUAAAUGAUUUAAAUUUCAUUGCUUCAGAUAUUAUUUAAAUGUUAGUGAUCAUAAUUACCUGUAGUUUGUCAUAUUCAUAAGUGUUAAUAUUUUGCUGCCAUUUAUAUGAAAAACUGUUGAAUUGUUUUUAAUUAGAAGGCUUUAAAUCGUGUAUACUAUGCCUGUCCAGUGAUCAUUAAAACAACAAUCAUGCAUUUUCUCUCACUGACCCCAUUUAAACUGGGAUAUUAACAUGUUAAGUUUGUUUUAACAUUGAAGGAAUACCAAACAAGAUAUUCAAUAGAGUAAUACAGGAGUGUGUUCAACGAUCCUGAUUUAACACUGCAGAGUAUUUAUUUUUGUCGCUUCUAGCUGUUUAUUUGUUCUUCUGAUAUACACACUUAAUUAAAUUUCUAACUUAAAGCUGAAGCUAGCACAGCAGUUCAUUGAACACUUGUGAUAAUUGAACUGAACCGUUUCAGUUUGAAAUGUUAUUUAUAAUAUAGGUGUUAUACUGGUACUACUUAUUGUUAAACUCUCCUGGUCAUUUUCUUAUCUUAAAAUUCAUUUUUGUCAACAAGAUUAUAUGUAUUCUUUAUUUUUAUUAGUUAUUAGAAACCGUAGUUGUAAUUAUGUCAUAAAGUUGUCUUUUUAUUUCAUCUAUAACUGUCCAAGCCGUAACUCUUCUAAGUUUUUAAGAAAAUAAAGUUAUUCUAUAAAUAAAAUUGUUAAUUCUGAAUUUUAGGGAUUUUCAAUUUAAUUCGAAA
This is a messenger RNA of Saccoglossus kowalevskii, 2277 nucleotides long. Its product is annotated as KH domain-containing, RNA-binding, signal transduction-associated protein 2. The record is from RefSeq and is a predicted model, not a curated record. Gene Ontology annotation, cellular component: nucleus. Gene Ontology annotation, molecular function: mRNA binding. Lineage: Eukaryota; Metazoa; Hemichordata; Enteropneusta; Harrimaniidae. Gene Ontology annotation, biological process: regulation of alternative mRNA splicing, via spliceosome.